This is a messenger RNA of Theileria equi strain WA, 1425 nucleotides long. RefSeq lists its product as hypothetical. The record is from RefSeq and is a predicted model, not a curated record. NCBI's taxonomy places the organism in Eukaryota, Apicomplexa, Aconoidasida, Piroplasmida, Theileriidae. Gene Ontology annotation, biological process: snRNA transcription by RNA polymerase III; snRNA transcription by RNA polymerase II. Bases 1 to 1425 code for a protein of 474 amino acids. Gene Ontology annotation, molecular function: core promoter sequence-specific DNA binding; RNA polymerase III type 3 promoter sequence-specific DNA binding; RNA polymerase II cis-regulatory region sequence-specific DNA binding. The transcript has 2 exons. Gene Ontology annotation, cellular component: snRNA-activating protein complex.
AUGUCCGGUAGGAUAAGAGGAAAACAUUAUUAUACUGGAUAUUUAGAAAUUUCCAGUGUAGGAAUAGCUGAUAUACUGCCUAUAAAUAGUAUUAUAUGCAUCAACAAGACAGAAAAAACUCAGAAACAGAAAAUCAGAAGGAUUACUUCGGCUGUAAACACAUCUAACUCAGACCAUACAAUUGCACAGAACAAAAUAGAUACAAACUUAAAGGAAGGCUUUCCUGGACUAACUGUUGACGUAUAUAGCUAUGAAGAUAAGUAUGAAAAACUUAUGUACCGUCUAAGAAGACUAAAUAAAAGGGCAGAAAGACUAAAUACUACAAAAACACCAUUGUCUAUUCAAUUGGAUAGUUCUGAUGCAGAGAAAAUUGCUAAACUUAGAAUAAAUUCAAAUUUAAAUACGAUAUUACAAAGGAAGUUAAGGAUUCCUAGAGUUUUAGAAUUCAUAGAUGCAGCUUUGCAGGUUAAUUUAAAUUAUUUAGAAGGUAAUUUUAAGAAAGUAGGGAUUUUAUCUGAUUACAAAAACAAUCCCUGGUCUGAAGAAAACUUAUAUGAGUACUUUUCAGAAUGUGUACAGUUGGAGAGUUACCAACUCAUUUGUGGAAAAAUACGAUAUACAAAUGUAGAUUUAAGCAAAUAUGAACCACUUCCAGAAUUUUUACAGUUAGAUGGGCCUAAAUGUAACACUAACCCCGUGGAUAUACACAAGAAAAUUUCUGAACAAUUUUUGAAAGGUAAUGAAGAAACUAACAUUGAGCUUGUUAAUGAAAAUGAGAUAAUAAUAACUAUAAGUUUUUAUCAUCAUAUGAGAGGUCAUAAAUUUAGAGAAUUCGAUGUUCUGGCAUCGCAAACACUUUCGGAUAUCACCGAUACAUUCAACUGUUCAUCGAUAAUAUCAGGAGAUCGCACCCUAAAACUAAAGGGAUCAUGUUAUAUGAUCAAUGGCACAUUAUACCCAGACUUAAGGAAUGGAGCCUGUGAUUAUUCAGUUAAUCUGGUAGAAUUUUAUGAAAGCUACAAGCCGGGAGUGCUAAAAUCAAUAACUCCAAUCAAUCAAAGUGACGCUGUUCUUGGAGACAUAAAACUUCCUGUCUACACGCCAGGGUAUUUUAUUCAUCAUGGAGAAUGUGAACACAGAAUAAUGAUUACAAAAAUUCGAACAUUCGACAAAUCAAGAGACUGCCCAUAUGUAUCAUGCUAUCCUGUUCAUAUCUUCGUAUCCAGGAAACACACAAAGGACUGCCAAAUAUGUGACCUAAAUAAAGUAGACAAGACCGUAUUCAACUCCCAGUUACUCCCGAACAAUCCAGCAUAUAUGUGUAACGAAUGCUUCAAACACAUGAAUAGCAUAAAACUGAAGACAGGUUUGUACUUUAGCAAAGGACUCGUGUCCUCAACAUCAAUCGAUUAUAACGAAGAGUGA